ACGGCCCACGGGUGGGCGCAGCGCCGCGUAGCCUGCCGGGUUACUAAACAUGGUAAACAAAGUGGAGCCUCCAAUCAGCGCUCGACACCUCCCGCUGCGCCCCGCCCCCGCAUCCUUCCGCGCCGGGCAUGGGCACCGCGUCGGCGCGCGCCCCUACCCAGUCGUCGACUUGAUGCUGCUCACUCGCACUCGUCGCAGCGCCCCACGCCCCGCUAUUUAUGCGUACUUGCUUGCCGGGAGAGUCGCUGGAGGUGGGCGUCCUCCUCCCGCUCCAGAGCUCGCUGCUUCGCUCCACCCACCCGUCUGGAAAGCCAAGGAAAAAAAAUCCUUUCACGAUAUACUGCGGCAACAAGGACUUGUCUUAUGUGUUGAGUCAUUUUAAGCAGGAGUGAUAUCUGGUGGUUUUUCAAAAGAAGACAAAAAUGUCUUCCUCGAGGCCUGCCCACUCUUCCAGUUCAUCCAGUAGGACUCGCCAGAGCUCCCAGGCAAGGAUAUUAGCACAAACAACCCUUGAUGCUGAACUCAAUGCAGAGUAUGAAGAAUCUGGUGAUUCCUUUGAUUACUCCAAGUUGGUUGAAGCACAGCGGAGCACUCCAUCUGAGCAGCAAGGGCGAUCAGGAAAGGUCAUAGCCUACUUGCAGCAUAUUCAAAGAGGAAAGCUAAUCCAACCAUUUGGUUGCUUGUUGGCCCUUGACGAGAAGAGCUUCAGGGUCAUUGCAUUCAGUGAGAAUGCACCUGAAAUGCUCACAACGGUCAGCCAUGCUGUGCCAAACGUUGAUGAUCCCC
Messenger RNA from Sorghum bicolor (sorghum), 786 nucleotides. RefSeq lists its product as uncharacterized. The coding region runs from base 50 to 382 and encodes 110 amino acids. The transcript has 3 exons. The record is from RefSeq and is a predicted model, not a curated record. NCBI's taxonomy places the organism in Eukaryota, Viridiplantae, Streptophyta, Magnoliopsida, Poales, Poaceae.